CGUGAUGGUUCUUCUCAUCAAGGCACCGUUACAUCAAUGGAACCCAAUGAGGGUCUUUUUGUCCUCAAUUCCGAGACCUCCAAGAAAGGCAAGAUUAAGGUUGUUCACCUUGUUGAUGUUCCUGGCCACUCACGUUUGCGCCCUAAAUUGGACGAAUAUGUCCCUCGAGCAGCUGGCUUAGUAUUUGUUCUAGAUGCAGUGGACUUCUUGCCCAAUUGUCGUGCUGUUUCAGAGUAUCUCUAUGACAUUUUAACAAAAUCGAGUGUUGUCAAGAGGAAAAUUCCACUUCUUAUCCUUUGCAACAAGGUGGAUAAAGUCACUGCACAUACAAAAGAGUUCAUUCGAAAACAACUGGAGAAAGAAAUUGAUAAGCUUCGGACAUCAAGAAAAGCUGUAUCAGAUGCGGAUAUAUCUAAUGAAUUCACACUCGGAAUCCCAGGGGAACCCUUUUGAUUCUCUCACUGUGUAAACAAAGUCACUGUUGCUGAGGCUUCUGCAUUAACUGGUGAGAUUCAACCCUUGGAGCUCUUCAUUAGGGAACGUGUCAAGCCUUGAUCUUUCACUCAAUUCCAUUCCAUUUGUCAAAACGGAAUUAG
This is a messenger RNA of Lactuca sativa (garden lettuce), 596 nucleotides long. RefSeq lists its product as uncharacterized. NCBI's taxonomy places the organism in Eukaryota, Viridiplantae, Streptophyta, Magnoliopsida, Asterales, Asteraceae. The record is from RefSeq and is a predicted model, not a curated record.